UCAUGACGUAAUGUUCAGUUGUUUCGUAGUCCUAUGUGGUCAGUACAGUAUUUUGUUUUCUCUUGAAGUAGUAAACGCUAAAAUUUCGAGAUUUUGUUUAUUAUUCGCUAGUAAACUUUGUAAAGAUAACUCGUAUAUAAUAUAAAGAUUCGGUAAUGGCCCGUACCAAACAGACAGCACGUAAAUCUACUGGAGGUAAAGCUCCUCGUAAGCAGCUGGCUACCAAAGCUGCUCGUAAAAGUGCUCCUUCAACUGGAGGUGUGAAAAAGCCACAUAGAUACAGGCCCGGUACUGUAGCUCUUCGUGAGAUCCGUCGUUACCAGAAGUCCACCGAGUUGUUGAUCAGGAAAUUGCCUUUCCAGCGACUUGUGAGAGAAAUUGCUCAAGAUUUCAAGACUGAUCUCCGCUUUCAAAGUGCGGCGAUAGGAGCUCUUCAAGAAGCAAGUGAAGCAUACUUGGUAGGACUGUUUGAAGAUACAAAUCUGUGCGCCAUUCAUGCAAAACGUGUAACCAUCAUGCCUAAAGACAUCCAGUUGGCUCGACGAAUCCGCGGAGAGCGUGCAUAAAAGCGAGGAAAGAACAUUUUACGUACCACUUUUCAUCUCAGAUGUAUAACAUUCAUAAACUAUAGCCUUUUUAUAUAUACUGACUGGUUCUUGUUUUAAAGUAUCACAAAAUCAUUUUUAAACUAUUAAGUUAUUACUUGUACAAGCAGCCGAAUUCGGGAGCAACGUGUUAGUUUGAUAUUAAAAUUGUUAGAUUGUGUGUAGAUGUGUCACAUUAUCUCCAUUCAUUUUUAAUGUGCAUCUUUUCACUUUGUCAUUGUGUGUGGCUUUCCAAAUUGUCCCCCUCUUUAAGUGCUGCUUGUUUUCUUAGUUUCUUUAUCAAGAGGAAUGUGCCACAAAUCUAAAAGUCCAUGUUUUACUACAUUACACUGCCAGCAUAAGUUGUGUUCAUAGUUUUCUCCCAUAACAUUAGUCACCAUCUCAUGUUGAAUACCUCUUUUGUGGAUUUUAAAAUAGAUAAUGUAAUGGCAGUAUUGUUCUAGUAGAUCAUUAGUUUGUGGUCAAAUAAAUUGAUUACAUUCCGAACCUUGUCUUUUUAUUGAGCAAAAUUAAGUUCUGGCAUUUUGUUAAUAGUUGCGUUGUUUGCAUCUGAUUAAAUUUGAAUAUUUAUUUUUUCAUUGUCGGUGGUUUUUGUUUUGAAAUAAUAUUCAUGUGUAUUUUUUAUGUUGGUGAAUGUUAUUCUCAUCUUGCAGUUUUACUUAAAGAGUGAAUAAAUAUCAUAAAAAUUUAA
Messenger RNA from Uloborus diversus, 1296 nucleotides. Its product is annotated as histone H3.3A. The record is from RefSeq and is a predicted model, not a curated record. The transcript is spliced from 3 exons. NCBI's taxonomy places the organism in Eukaryota, Metazoa, Arthropoda, Arachnida, Araneae, Uloboridae. Gene Ontology annotation, cellular component: nucleosome. The coding region runs from base 156 to 566 and encodes 136 amino acids. Gene Ontology annotation, molecular function: DNA binding; structural constituent of chromatin; protein heterodimerization activity.